This is a messenger RNA of Prunus armeniaca (apricot), 423 nucleotides long. The record is from the annotation of a GenBank genome assembly. NCBI's taxonomy places the organism in Eukaryota, Viridiplantae, Streptophyta, Magnoliopsida, Rosales, Rosaceae.
AUGCCCUUCGAACUUGAAGAUAUUACCAAUUUAUUGCCCUUCAGGGUCCAACUCAACAUAUUUCAAUGUGGAGGCUUUGGAAUUGGUCAAUGCAUUUCUUAUAAGAUUGUUGAUGGGUUGUUGUAUUUCAUGUUCAGCAAAAUUUGGGUAGCCAUUGCUUGUGGAGAUAAAGCCAACGUAAACCCUCUGGAGUUUAUUUCAUCCACACUCUUCCCACCAAAGGACUUUAAUAUUGCAUAUGAUGGCGGCGUUGGCAUCACAAAGGACAUGGUAAUAAAGAGGUUUGUGUUUGAUGCCUUUCAAGUAGAGAACCUUCAAGAAAGAUAUGCACACAAUAUAUACUUGAAGAAAGGCCCAACACGGGUCGAAACCUUAUGUAUGGAGUCGGUUUGUGAGGGCUACAAAGGAUUGUACCAAGAAUAA